UGAAAAUCUCUCGGGCGCGUAACUCGUUGGUCGUUACUUGGUAUGGUUGGUCGUGAAGUUUUCUACCCCCUUCCACACUGUCAAACACUGAUUGAAGGACUAUUCUGAGAACUUCCGAGUAACCAGUCCUUAAGUCGGUUCUCUAACAAACUUUGUAUUUUAUUCAUGACUGCCCUUUAUUGGAGUAUAUUUUCAAGGUUUCGUGUUAAUUUUAAUCAUUUCAAAUGCUUGACUGCAACACCGUCCAGAUCAGUGAAUACUAAACAAUUAAAACACCUCAAAAGGAAGGGCGAUAAUCUGGAACCUGUUGCUACAUCGGGUGGUGUGUCUGACUAUGCAAAAUCUGCAAACAUCGUAAAGUCAAAGGAUCUGCUUGGUGAUUUUAUUAAAGAAUAUCGUUUUGGUAAUGACGCACCAUCAACAGCAUUUGUUGAUCUUCCUUCACCGGCUAAUGUAAAUAUUUUCACUCAUCAAGAUGUCCUACCUGCUGAUUCUUGUAACUCAUUAAACCCCGUUUUUGAUGCCGUUGAGAAUUUGGAAGCCUCAAUUUUCAGUUGUGGUCUUCCAAACAACCAGUUCGAAGAAUGGUUAAAGUGGACUGUCGAAAAGAAAAUGUGGAGUUUUCCGAUUAAUAAUGAACAAGAUUGGGAUUCCGAGUUAGAUGUACCCUUUUAUGAACAUGUAUUUCUGGAGAAUCAUCUAAACAAGGAACAUCUCAAGUGUAAACCAUUGGCAUCGUUCUUGGAACUUGUCUGCACUGGUCUUUCGAAAAACCCAUAUUUUAGUGUUGACGAUAAAAAGCAACAUCUCGAGUGGUUCACACAGUUCUUUGACGAUAAGAUAACGCGAAUAAACGCUUCCAUAAAAGAAGAACAUAUGGCUAAUUUAGAGGAAAUUUCUAGAGGAACUUCGACAUAAUCUAAUAAUUUUUACUUUUCAAAUAAACCAUUCCCUAGGAAAAUUCUUAGAAUUUUUUAUGUUUUACAAUAAUGAUUUGCUCAUUACUUUAUAAGUACUAUAAACGUCAGUGUACAUAUUCAGACUUUUAAUUGGUAGAAUAUAUGUGUCGUAGUCGUUAUUAAACAUGAAUAUUCCCAGUUUUAUUGUCGAAAUACUAGUUGAGGACUUCUUUCCUAAAGUGACGGUCCAAAAUCAAACUCUCGUUUAGGUGUAUCAAAUGAAGUUAUAUUUAUUCUAAACUAACCUGUUACCAUGACUUUACAUUAAUGUGUCCAUUUCCUACUGGGUAGCUAGUAUAGUAAUAUGUUAUUGAGUAGAACUGAUUAAUUUGUAAUUAAUUGCAC
Schistosoma curassoni is the source of this 1304-nucleotide messenger RNA. The record is from the annotation of a GenBank genome assembly. NCBI's taxonomy places the organism in Eukaryota, Metazoa, Platyhelminthes, Trematoda, Strigeidida, Schistosomatidae.